Myotis brandtii (Brandt's bat) is the source of this 4957-nucleotide messenger RNA. It is a transcript of the gene KBTBD12, whose product is annotated as kelch repeat and BTB (POZ) domain containing 12. NCBI's taxonomy places the organism in Eukaryota, Metazoa, Chordata, Mammalia, Chiroptera, Vespertilionidae. The transcript is spliced from 6 exons. The record is from RefSeq and is a predicted model, not a curated record. Bases 372 to 2243 code for a protein of 623 amino acids. Gene Ontology annotation, molecular function: protein binding.
CCCUCCCUCCUCCUCUGCCCUGAGCAGGGCGCGUACCUGGUCCCAUGCCCAUCCUGAGCGGCCUAUUUAUUCCGCGGCCGCACAGGCCCAUAUUAGGCGGUGCCGGUCCGUCAGGCCCGUCGCCAGCCGCCAGCGCCCUCGGCCCGCGCCCUCCAGACUCCGGAGCGUCCUGACAGCCAGGAGCGUCCUGACAGCCACCGGGCGGCCUCUGCGGAGGGAGCCAGGGGGCCAUACCCCAAGCAGGGGCAGCACCGCGUAAGAAUGUUAUAAGACAUCUCUGUUGCUUUGUGAGUAAUCAGACAUGCAAAUAGCCCCUCAAGAAUCAAGCUAAACUUAAAGACGACUUACUUAGAAACACGGGAGAGUGUAUCAUGGAGUUCAGACUUGAGGGGAAAGAAAAAUGCCAACAUAGCUUGAAUUUACUGAAUAAAAUUAAGCACAUGAAAGAAUUAGCGGAAAUGGUCGAUGUAGUACUCAUAGCAGAAGGAGAGAGAUUUCCUUGCCACAGAUUGGUCCUGGCUGCCUUUAGUCCUUAUUUCAAAGCCAUGUUCACCUGUGGACUAAUUGAAUGUACUCAGAGAGAAGUGGUACUCUAUGACAUCACAGCAGAGAGCGUGUCAGUUAUAUUAAAUUAUAUGUACAGUGCAGCAUUGGAGAUCAAUAAUUCCAAUGUACAAACUGUAGCUAUGGCUGCCUACUUUAUGCAGAUGGAAGAAGUCUUUAGUGUGUGUCAAAAAUAUAUGAUGGACCACAUGGAUGCCUUCAACUGUGUAGGUAUCUAUUAUUUUGCAAAGCAGAUUGGAGCUGAAGAUUUAUCUGAUCAGUCGAAGAAAUAUUUAUAUCAGCACUUUGCGGAGGUGAGCUUACAUGAAGAGAUACUCGAACUUGAAGUGCACCAGUUUCUGACGCUUAUUAAAUCAGAUGACCUUAACAUUUCCAGAGAGGAGAGCAUUCUGGACUUAGUUCUGAGGUGGGUAAAUCAUAACCAAGAAUUGCGCAAAGAGCAUCUUGUUGAGCUUUUGAAGCAAGUCAGAUUGGAGCUUAUAAAUCCUUCUUUCUUAAGACAAGCCCUAAAGAGGAACACGAUGCUUCUAUGUGAUGCCAAUUGCAUUGACAUCAUUCAAAACACAUUCAAAGCCUUCAAGACACCCCAACAACACCCUCUAAACCUUCGCUACGGCAUGGAGACGACUAGUCUUUUGCUUUGCAUUGGCAAUAAUUCUUCAGGAAUCAAGUCAAGACGUAGGAACUAUGGGGAUGCCAGUUUUUGUUAUGACCCUGCAUCACGGAAGACCUACUUUAUCUCCUCCCCCAAGUACGGGGAGGGUUUAGGAACUGUGUGCACUGGUGUUGUCAUGGAAAACAAUGCUGUAAUUGUGGCUGGAGAAGCAAGUGCCUCUAAACUCUCUAGACAAAAGAACAAGAAUGUUGAAAUCUAUAGGUAUCAUGAUCGAGGAAACCGGUUUUGGGAAAAGUUAUGCACCGCUGAAUUUCGAGAGCUCUAUGCUCUGGGCAGUGUCCGUAAUGACCUCUAUGUUAUAGGAGGACAGAUGAAAAUUAAAAACCAGUAUCUCAUCACAAACUGUGUCGAUAAGUACUCUGUAGAACGGGACAGUUGGAAAAGGGUGUCCCCCCUUCCACUGCCAUUGGCCUGUCAUGCUGUAGUGACAGUGAACAACAGACUUUAUGUGAUUGGAGGCUGGACCCCUCAGAUGGAUCUUCCUGAUGAAGAACCUGAUCGAUUAAGCAACAAACUGUUUCAGUAUGACCCCAGCCAAGAUCAAUGGACAGAGCGGGCGCCCAUGAAGUACUCUAAGUACCGAUUCAGUACAGCUGUGGUCAACGGUGAGAUUUAUGUCUUAGGUGGAAUUGGCUGCGUGGGUCGAGAUAAGGGCCAGGUUCGAAAGUGCCUUGAUGUGGUGGAGAUAUAUAACCCUGAUGGGAACUUCUGGAGAGAGGGCCCACCUAUGCCAAGUGCCAUGCUUUCUCUUCGAACCAAUUCUACCAAUGCCGGAGCAGUGGACGGGAAGCUCUAUGUCUGCGGGGGAUUCCAUGGAGCAGAUCGCCAUGAGAUUAUCUCCAAAGAAAUAUUGGAGUUGGACCCAUGGGAAAAUCAGUGGAAUGUUGUUGCCGUCAAUGUCCUCAUGCAUGACAACUAUGAUGUCUGCCUGGUGGCCAGAAUGAAUCCUCGAGACCUCAUCCCCCCGCCUUCAGAUUUGGUGGAAGAAGGCAAGGACCACUGAGGUCAGCAUUAGAACCUUCUGUUGUGUCUGCAAAGGAGACGUUAGGAAUGGAGAGAGCUCAUGGGCAUCCAUACAUGUGCUUUGCAUGCAUAGUGGCCCAUGUGCAAAGCAGCUUGUGCUGGACACUGUGAGGGGGAGUGUGCAGAGUCCACCCUCAGGGACCCCACUUGGUUAGGGUGGACAAGACAUUACAAAGACUGAAUGUGGUGAUGUCACAAGAGGAGUACAGGGUGAGAGCCACAGAAGUGCAGGGGGUGGAGGAAUCUCACUCUGCUGGGGACUCAAGGACAGUAUUGCCAAGAAGCAGGCCUUCAUCAGAACCUUGGAGGAUGAGGAGGAAGCAGUCCCAUGUGUGCAAUUUGAUAGCGAGAUCACAGAUAGCUGAGUGAAGGCCAGAGGUGGGCCAGGUUGCCUGGACCACUGCCUUUCCUAUAAAGGCUAGAAAGGUAGAUCAUAGCUAAAUGACCAACAUUUGGAAGACCAAGGACUUUGGACCUAGUCUCUAAGCAGGGAAAUGAUCUCAAAAUAGUGGUGUGAAGGAAGACAUAUCUUUGUACUCUGUUCUGGCUUCAGUCUUAUAAAGACUGUCUAUUCUCAUGCAGAAUACUCUUCUGCUACAGAAACAUUGUCCAAAAAAGGGCUAGCAGUGGACUGACUACAAGUUCCUAAGAGCCCAGGCACUCAAGCCAACCACAGUGAGCAGAGGAAUUCCACCCUGGGUUGGGUCUGUGCCAGUGAAGGAGAUAUGGGGUUCUGUAGCCAUGGUCCGCUCUUGGGUUGGUACAGAGGUUCCUAGAUUGGACUUACCCAAGCUGCCCUUGACUAGUUCUCAGACACACAAGGCCUUCCACAGGCUGGUCCUGGCUGAACACACCUGGCCUACACCACCCAAUCCAGGCACUGACCAGUCUCUGGAAUAAAGAGAGGAAGCAUACCCCUUUGGCAGCCGGUUGCCCUCUUGGGCCCAGUCUUUGCACUAUCGUCCCCAAGGUUGAAGGGGGAGGAUGGAACCUCCUGCUUCAGCCCACAGUUGAGCAUAGUUAGAAAACAGCCACUCCCGAAACACAUCUUAGGGAUGACAUUUAAACAACAUCAAGGAAAUCCAUCUAUUUUAUUUACCUUCUAUACUUCUGGAAGCACAGUAGAUUCAAAGAAUGCAUUUUGAUCCCUGAUCUUUGACAUCUUCUCCAGAGUUUCACCUUACACAGGCUCUCUUAAGUAGGAGUGGUUAGUAAAUUCCCUAGAACUUUGUCACAGGCAGACAUUCUUAGAUGAGUAUAGCUCUUCUCUGGUAUAGAGUUGUGUGACUUUUGUGACCUCUAUUCCAUGUCCCCAGGUUCUAGCUGUUAAACCAGGCAGGAGAGAUGGGUCCAUGGAUAUGAGCCAGUUGGAAGCCUACUUCUGCCACCAUGAAGGGGGGCCCAGUUAGACCCAAGGUAGGUUGUCCCCUAGUAGGCUAGACAGGGCAGGAGCCAUGUCUGUCUCUCUUGCAGUUGCACCCAAGUGCCCACUGAAGUGCCUGGCACAUAGAGGUCUUUAGGUGACCCGCACAAAGUAGCAGUUCUCAGUCUGAGGGCUUGGUCUCUGAGCAUUUCCAGGAAUCUGAGUUAAAUGAGUUCAUUCUUCUCCCUGCUGGAGGGUCUUCUAAUCCAUGGAUUCUUUUUCUUGCCGAAAAGGCAGAGCAGUUCUUCCCAGAGGGCUGUACUGGCUGGUGGUGUUCAUGGUUGAGGAGCACCCCCACAGGCCUCUGCUUGCCUAAGCUCCUCUUAAUGGGACCCCUGCACCUGCUCCUAUUUAAACAUAGAAGCUGUCACAUUUCCCUGGAUCAAGGAGGCCUUGCUAGCGUGUCAUGACACAUUUCUAGAUGCAUUGGGUUUCAGAUCUAAGCUUUAGUCCCAACUCUGCUACUUAGCUAGCUGUGUGAUCUGGGGCAAUGUAACCUUUCUAAUAAUGCCUUAUUUUCCUCAUAUACAGAAUGGGAAGAAAAAUGCCUUAUAGGGUUGGUGUGAGGAUUGAGUGAGAAAACGCUGACCAAAGUGUGUGUAAGAUACUAAAACAGUAAACAUUUAUUAGCUGCCAUUAUUAUUAUUAUCAUUACUGUUGCACUCAGCAUUUCCCAAAGCGUGGUGCCCAGAACAGCCCAGUGCUUGAGUGCAAUCCCUUGGGAUUCUAGGGAGAGAUGUGGAUGUGGUUUGAGAUAGCUCUUAAUUUCCCAGACCCAGCCUUUUGGCUCCUCCAUAUGGCAUGCUGAAACAAACAGUGGUUUGCUUUAGUGUUUUCUUAAACUCUCGUGUUUCUUGACUGACUUUCACAUUUGUAAUUCAAAACUAGACACUUCUGCCCUCCUGUUGUUACAUAUUGGUAGAGAUUCAUCUUUGAAACAAGGUUUUCCUAUCGAUCCUUUUUCACUUUAACUGAAUGCUGUCCCAAUAGCACAUGGAGGGCUCUUAGAAAACUUUGGCUGUUUGCUAGUUCUCCUCUUUAUGAAGCAGAAUUGUUUGACACUGAGCAAUGGGACCUAAAAGGGAAGUGAUCUGGAUGCUGAGGCUGAGAGAAGACUGCAGCUGUCAAGCACACCCCCGUUCAGUGUGUGUUCUUAAAGAAAGCAUCAUUGUUCUCUCUGAUUGACUUUAUAAUGAGCAAAUGCUUUGAAUUUGAACUUGCAAAAUUUUACCAAUAAACGAUCACCUUCAUCUUGUUUUUCAUAUUGCAAA